AUGAAACUGCUCGCAAUGUCUACUACAGAGAUGCCAAUCUUUGGCAAUACAUUGAAACUAAUGGAGUUCUGGUCAUAUCUAUUUGUGCAUAAUUGGCGGCGAUAUGUUGCAAUGACGCCUUAUGUCAUGAUAAAUGCUACACAGUAUGUGGAUAUUUAUCUUAGCACGGAACCAUUGGAUUUUAUCAUUCGCAACGCAUACCUGGCAGUGUUGUUUACCAACACUAUUGUCAGGGGUGUUUUAUUGUGUGUGCAUCGCCACCGCUAUGAGCGUUUUUUGGAACUUAUCAAAAGUUACUAUAUACAGCUGCAGAACUCUGAAGACCCACACAUCAUUCAAUUGGUGGCUGAAACGACACGACUCUCCAACUCUAUAGCACGCAUUAAUUUGCUUAUGGGCACCUGCACGUGCAUUGGCUUUGUCAUCUAUCCCAUAUUUGGCUCAGAGCGAGUACUGCCCUAUGGCAUGUAUGUGCCUGGUAUUGACAAAUACGCCAGUCCCUACUACGAGUUCUUCUUUGUUGUGCAGGCCAUAAUGGCGCCCAUGGGCUGUUGCAUGUACAUUCCUUACACAAAUCUUGUGGUCACUUUUACCUUGUUUGCCAUACUCAUGUGCCGAGUGCUGCGGCACAAGUUGCAGAAGUUGCAGCACUUCCAUCGCUCCAAGGUGCAACAGCAAAUUAUUUGGUGCAUACGUUAUCACAACAAGUUGGCUGGAGUCGUGCAUGCUAAGAACUCCUUAACUACCAAUCUCUAUUUGGUGGAGUUUCUAUGCUUUGGCGCCAUGCUCUGUGUGCUGCUCUUCUCCUUAAUUAUUGCACAAACCGUAGCUCAGACCAUAAUAGUUAUUUUCUAUAUGGUCAUGAUAUUUGCCAACAGCGUUGUGCUUUACUACGUAGCCAAUGAACUAUACUUCCAGAGCUUAUACGUCGCCAUAGCUGCCUACGAAACAAAUUGGAUGGACUAUAGCAUAGAAACACAAAAGACCUUAAAGUUUCUUAUAAUGCGUUCGCAAAAACCUCUUGCGAUACUCGUCGGUGGAGUCUAUCCCAUGAAUCUAAAGAUGUUGCAAUCGCUGUUGAACGUCAUCUAUUCAUUCUUUACGCUCUUGCGGCGCAUCUAUGGCUGA
Messenger RNA from Drosophila busckii, 1128 nucleotides. It is a transcript of the gene Or30a, whose product is annotated as odorant receptor 30a. Gene Ontology annotation, molecular function: olfactory receptor activity; odorant binding. Gene Ontology annotation, biological process: detection of chemical stimulus involved in sensory perception of smell; sensory perception of smell. Bases 1 to 1128 code for a protein of 375 amino acids. The transcript is spliced from 7 exons. Gene Ontology annotation, cellular component: plasma membrane. The record is from RefSeq and is a predicted model, not a curated record. Lineage: Eukaryota; Metazoa; Arthropoda; Insecta; Diptera; Drosophilidae.